AUUUUUUAACUUUUAUAACAGUUAAGAAAACAAAAGGAAGAUAUUUAGCUAAUGCAAUUUUAUCUGAAUUAAAAUCUUUGGGAGUAGAUUGCGAAUAUUUAGUCGGACAAGGAUAUCAUAAAGCUUCUUCGAUGAAAGGAAGAUUUAAAGGUGUGAAGGUAGUAAUUCGUGAGUCAUAUCCAGAAGCCUUAUACGUUCAUUGCAGCUUACAUUCAUUGAAUUUAGCUCUGGGUCAUUCUUGCCAGGUUCAGCCUAUUCGAAAUACUAUUGAAAUUAUAAAAUCGGUUGGAAAUUUUAUCAAGUCCUCGGCAAAACGAACCAAGUGUUUAGAUAAUAUCGAAAAAAACUUUCUUGAAACACAAUCGAAAAACCUUACGGCAAUGUGCGAGACCUGCUGGGUAGAAAAUCAUGAUGGGUUGUUAAGAUUUAAUGAAAUUUAUAAAGAUAUUAUUGAUACACUAGACGACUUAAG
Molecule: messenger RNA, 472 nt
Organism: Psylliodes chrysocephalus
Lineage: Eukaryota; Metazoa; Arthropoda; Insecta; Coleoptera; Chrysomelidae
Source: the annotation of a GenBank genome assembly